GCCAGUUCCACGGAUCUCAUUGUUGCUUGUCGUAAGCUCGUUGACCUUUGACUGGAACUUUUCGACUUCUUCCUUUAGCUUUCGGAUGGAGGCAGCGUCUUUUUCAGCGAAAUCCUUGAGUUGCUUGAUCUUUUCGGUACUUUGCGUACCAUUUUGUAGGAGCUCUUCGUUCCUCGUAGAAAGCUCUUUGUUCUUUUCUUUUUGCUUGCCGAGGUCCGUUUCUAGUUCCGAAAUUCGAUUGGCGUCAUCCGUAGCGGCGGCGAUGAGCGUUUCAAUGUCGAUGGACUUGUCCGUGACCUUCUGUCCGAGCUCAGUGAUCCUAGCUUUUCCUUGGAGAAUGUUCCUACCAAGCGCAGGGCUUCGGUGGCGGCCUUAUCUGCAUCGCCUUCUAGGCGUGUGACUUGGUCAGACUUUACUUGUACGUCCGAUUCGAGGCUUUGGAUGCGAGUAGCGAAUUUCGUUUUCUCCUCGCCG
Aplosporella prunicola CBS 121167 is the source of this 474-nucleotide messenger RNA. RefSeq lists its product as uncharacterized. NCBI's taxonomy places the organism in Eukaryota, Fungi, Ascomycota, Dothideomycetes, Botryosphaeriales, Aplosporellaceae. The coding region runs from base 86 to 400 and encodes 104 amino acids. The record is from RefSeq and is a predicted model, not a curated record. The transcript has a single exon.